UGUAGCAUUAGGUUAGUUAGCUGUCCUGUCCUGUCCUGACCAGAAUCAACUACUACACUGUCGGUAAAGGACGAGUGACUAAAGACGAAGAUAUCAACACAAACUGGACCAAAGAUUAAAAUAAUUCACUUUGCUAAAUCUCAGUAGUGCAUUCACAGAACGUUGUUGGGGUUAAUUCUUUGUUUUCUUGCGUAGGUAAGUGGAUUUGGGAGAUACUGACAUGGCCGAGAGAAUAGCAGAGAUGGAAGAAGACAUGGGCGACGUACCAGCCGGAGAGGAUAACAAUGAUUCAGACAGAGAAGAAGAUGACGGGGUGUUUGCUUGGAUGGUGAAUGAUGACAUGGAUGAAGAUGAGGAAGAAGAAGAAGAAGAUGAUGAUAUAGAAGAGGUGGAGGAUGAACAGCCGCUGGACACUGAAGCCUCUGAGUCCUAUGAGUUGGACAGUCCAGCAGAACGCAGUGGACAUAUAGCAGUGGUUGAUGGGAACACCAUGUAUGUGUGGGGUGGAUAUAAGAAUGCUCAAAACCAUGGAUUCUUUGACUUAUAUCUGCCAAGAAAUGAAAUCUGGACGUACAACAUGGAGUCUGGAGUAUGGACAAAGCAUGUGUCUUUAGGUAAUCUGCACACGUCCAUGUCGGGCAGCUGUGGGGUGUGUGUGGAUGGAGUCCUCUACCUGUUUGGAGGUCAUCACGCUAGAGGAAACACUAACAGGAUCUACCGGCUGCCCCUCAGAUCUUCCAGCUUUGUGUGGGAAGAAAUGAGGGACCUGAAAGGGGUUCCACCAUCCUCCAAGGACAAACUAGGGUGCUGGGUUUACAAAAACAAACUUAUAUUUUUUGGGGGUUAUGGCUAUGCUGCACAAGAACAUCGAGGGACUUUUGAAUAUGAUGAAUCGUCUUCACUUGUGUGGGACAGUCCUGGACGAGGUUGGAACAAUCAUAUCCACGUCCUGGACCUGGAGACAUUGACAUGGAGCCAGCCCAUUACUAAGGGAAACACGCCAUCACCCAGAGCCGCUCAUGCGUGUGCCACCGUCGGCAACAGAGGUUAUGUGUUUGGAGGACGAUACAAAAACUACAGACUAAAUGACUUGUACUACCUUGACCUGGACACAUGGGAGUGGCAUGAAAUGAGUGUUCCUCAGCAUGGUCCAGUGGGCCGAUCAUGGCACUCCUUCACCCCUGUGUCACCAGACCACAUCUUCUUAUUUGGAGGUUUCACCACAGAGAGAGAAACUCUGAGUGAUGCUUGGCUGUACUGUGUGAGUAAAAAUGAAUGGACACAGUACAAACAUGGUCACAAUGACAGCCCCAGGCUGUGGCACACGGCGUGUGCUGGACCAGAUGGGGAGGUGUUUGUGUUUGGAGGAUGUGCCAACAAUCUUUUGUCUCAUCAAAGAGCCGCUCACAGCAAUGAAUUAUUAGUUUUCAAUGUUCAGCCCAAGUCUCUAGUCACGUUCUGUAUGGAAACUGCUCUGCAGCACAGGGAGCGUUUAGCCACGUACUGGGAAUGUCUGCCCAAACACCUCCUGCACAGCCUCAAACAGAGAAUGUCACGAGACAACACACUGGGUUCCUGAGCUUCGGACGAGGAGAACAGGAAAAUGUUGACGUACUGUAUGUACAGCAGAGAUGAGUACUAACUGAAGCAGGUAGUCCAUUUAAAGCAUUAGUUUAAUGUGUGUGAACACCGAUGAGGAAAAAUGACUAAGCAAUAGUAACCAGGCAUCUUUCUUUGAGCACUGACUGGAUUCUGUUGAGUCAGUGGGUCCUUGAAUGAAGAAGUUCUUACCUUUUCUUGAUUCAGGCAAAUGACUGUAAAGCGAAUAUGGUCAGAAAACCCCACUGCCAUAGUUUUACCAUCAUCAACCGCAGAAAUUACUUUUAAUUGAGCUCAGUGUCCCAGAUGAUUUAUUCCACUGUUGGAAUGAACUUAAAGAGUUGUACUAGAGUUGAGGCGGGUUUCAGCCAUUUGGUGAGAAAUGCAUAAAACUCUAUAUUGUCUUGAUGUUUUGACCGAACCAAGCUUUGUUUGAUAUGUUUUUAGUAGUUUUUAGCCUUGACUCACACAAAGUCAUGCUAUUGCUCCAGAGCCAAAGUGUUAUAAAAGGAAUCCUGGAUAUUAGACGUUCAGGUUAAGCAGAAAUCCAUAAAGAGCCUCCAGAGUGUUGUAUGCAGUUUAUAUUCUGGGAUAAUGCCAUUACAUAUUUGACAGUCAGAACCUCAAAUAUGUUACACAGACAUAAUUGUUCCUCACUAAAUCUUUACACUUGAUUUGAAAAAGUCUUUAAGUGUUAUGGGAGGCAUGAUUAGGCAGGAUUACUGGAUGAAAAAAGGGGAAAAUUCAACAUUUUUCAGCAUAGCACCAGUGUAGUCUUUAAAGUCCAUGUUUAGUGUAGAAUAAGAUCAGAAAACGCCUCAUGUUUCACUUUUUCUGGAGUCCUAUUGAAACAAACACUAUGAG
Sphaeramia orbicularis (orbiculate cardinalfish) is the source of this 2463-nucleotide messenger RNA. RefSeq names its product kelch domain containing 2 (gene klhdc2). Lineage: Eukaryota; Metazoa; Chordata; Actinopteri; Kurtiformes; Apogonidae. The coding region runs from base 221 to 1579 and encodes 452 amino acids. The record is from RefSeq and is a predicted model, not a curated record. Gene Ontology annotation, molecular function: protein binding. The transcript is spliced from 14 exons.